UGGAAUUCGACAGGGCAGACGAUGGGUAGUAUAGAGUCAAAGUCUAAGAGUGCAGAUAUUAGCACCAACAAGCCGGCAGAACAACAGGAAAAUGGACAUGUAAAAGCCAAUGGCGACGCCCCCACCAAGCAGAAUGGCGAUGCAGUUCCUUCUAAUGGCUCAGCCGAGUCCCCAGCUGAAGCUGCAGAAUCGGGCGAAGCCAUCGAAUCGGCGCCCCCCGCCAACGGGGACUCCAAACCUGAAGAUCCACCAGGAAAGCAGGCGAAGAAAAAGAAGAGGUUCUCGUUCAAGAAUCUAAAGUUCGGGAACAACCCUUUCCGCAAAACCAAAAAAGACCAAGCACCAGGAGAAGAGACCCCCGCAGAUGAGGGCGCAACAGGGUCCCCCCAGGAACCCGAGAUCAAGGAUGGAGCCGUGGAAGCAGCUCCUGAAGCAACCCCAGAGAAUGGCGAAUGUGAGACAGCAGCGCCCUCUAGUGAUACCAUAGAGGAAGUACAGCCUGAGGCUGCUGCCCUACCUCCUACUGAAGAUUCCCCCAAACCUGUAGAGAGUGAAGCCAGCACAGAAGCCCCCAGCGAACCCCAGAAACAGGAGGAAUAGGAGCGAUGCAGACUCCUCUUUUAAAGACUUUAGUGCAUCGAGCCUUCCCUCUCACACACCCCUUGCCCUGUCACCCUUGGAGGAAAAAUAUACCCUGUUUGUAAGUAUGGGGCUAUUUCCCUUUAAAUUUCCUUGGGCAAAGUGUAGCUGUAUGUACAAAUAGACUUCUCUUCAUAUUAUUAUGUGCCAGAAGAAACAAAAACCUGCUUUGGCUAUUGCAUUCACACAUUAAUAGAAGAGCCCUCUGCCAGUCAGACUGAGUCUUUUAUAAAGUGAUGUGAGUGCCCAUAUUCAUGUAUUAAUGAAGUCUGAAGAGAUGCAAUGUUCUGUGCACACAGCAAACGUGCUCUAAGGGAAGAUAAAUGAAAGUUAAACACCAUUGAAACAGGGUAUGUUUUUUCCCAGGCUUCUCUAAACACAGUGGGUGUGGGCAGACCUAUAUUGUGCCAAAAGCUGCCUUCCUCCACCCUUCCAAAAAGUUCCUUCACUGUACCACUUGUAUUCCCUAGAGCAGAAACUCUUGUGUAGGGUGGUAUCCUUUCCUGUGGGGCUGCCGUGGCGCCUUUGGUGCAUCAUAUGUGCCAUCAAAAAUUCUCAUGGGCAGGCCUAAAUUUGAGCUUUAAUCAGGGAUGGGUGUGUCCUAUACAAUAGGUUCUGCUUUUUAAUAUCUGGACUGAAUUAUGUGGAGUCCCAUCUUAUAUGUUCCCUUACACAUUUCUUCAUCUGGGUGUUUGUCUCCAGACUGGAACUCCUAGAACUAACUGUGUGAAUAAGCUGAAAUGGCAGUUUCAGUCUCGCGUGGGAUGUGAGUCGUGAGAGUGGGUUUAUUUCUGUAAAUACUUUAUUUUUUUUAAUGGUCUGUUUCUGUGGUGACUUUUCUAACUCAAAGUUGUAUGUUUUCAUUGUGAUAUUUUAAAAGAAAUAAAUUUUAACCCCCUUUAUUCCAUA
Molecule: messenger RNA, 1548 nt
Organism: Xenopus tropicalis (tropical clawed frog)
Lineage: Eukaryota; Metazoa; Chordata; Amphibia; Anura; Pipidae
Gene: marcksl1
Product: MARCKS-like 1
Cellular component (GO): cytoskeleton; membrane
Molecular function (GO): calmodulin binding
Source: RefSeq, marked provisional